Molecule: messenger RNA, 1261 nt
Organism: Erpetoichthys calabaricus (reedfish)
Lineage: Eukaryota; Metazoa; Chordata; Cladistia; Polypteriformes; Polypteridae
Product: keratin-associated protein 5-3-like
Exons: 15
Coding region: 20-1246 (408 amino acids)
Source: RefSeq, a predicted model, not a curated record
CCAGUGGCUUGUGAGAAGUAUGUGGGGCAUAAUGAAAUUCAUCGCUGCUCUACUGCUUACGACCACCCUAGUGGUUUCAGAAUUCACGACAACUACUCCUCCAGAGCUUAUUCCAGGUAAAAAUUCCUGCAAUGGCGUGUGCAACCAGGCCAUCGAGUAUUGUUCUUGUGAGGCCUCGUGCUCUUUAAACAACAACUGCUGCCUUGACUUCUGCUCAUACUGCUAUGAAGUGAAUGCUGACUUUUGUGAUUCCACAACUGACAAUGGGAUACCUGGAUUUAACAUUUGCAUGGGUCAAUGCGGCAGAACAUCAGGCCCCUGCUCAUGUCACCCCUCCUGUGCUGAGAGUGGUAACUGCUGCCCCACCUUCUGUGACUUCUGUUCUUACAUGGACACAGGAUAUUGCCAGGUGCCAACAUCAGUAACAGAUCCAGGCUCCUGCAAUGGUCUUUGCUAUGGAAGCACUGGGAGUUGUUCCUGUGACUCCUCUUGCGUUGAUAAUGGCAACUGCUGCCCAGACUUCUGCUAUUAUUGCCAAAGUCUUAGUUAUGGUUUCUGCCAGUUUGUAAUUACCACAACAACAGCAUUCACAACUACAACUACAGCUGGAUUUAACAUGUGCAUGGGUCAAUGUGGCAGAACAUCAGGACCCUGCUCAUGUGACCCCUCCUGUGUUGAGAGUGGUAACUGCUGCUCCACCUUCUGUGACUUCUGCUCUUACAUGGACACAGGAUAUUGCCAGGUGCUAACACCAGUAACAGCGUACUUAAAUGAUAUAUUCAUUCCACUUUCAACAAUAGGUUACACAUCCCAAGGAGGAGGAGAUUCUUGUAAUGGCCUUUGCUCUUCGUUUGCUGCAGACUGCUCAUGUGAAUAUUCCUGUGUCAAUAAUGGCAACUGCUGUCCUGACUUUUGUGACUUUUGUUCUUAUGUUAAUUUUGGAUAUUGUGAGCAGUCAACUUCCGCAGCAAUGAUUUCAACAGUUCCUACUAUAGGUUACACAGCCCAGGGAGGAGGAGAUUCUUGUAAUGGCCUUUGCUCUUCUUUUGCUUCAAACUGCUCAUGCGAAUAUUCCUGUGGCUACAACGACAACUGCUGCCCUGACUUCUGUGACUUUUGUCCCUAUGUUAACUUUGGUUAUUGUGAGCAGUCAACUGUCAUACCAUCCCCCACUUUAGGUAUGUUGUUUUUUUACAGGAUUAGAGAACCAAAUAUUUCAGAUUUAAAGUUAAAUUCUGAACUGUAAUCAAUAAAUAUACUU